GCGGGACUUUGAUUCAGACAAACACAAACAUAAAGUUGAUUUCCUGUAGCCGCUCGUCGAUCCUCCAACAUGUCCUCUCGGGUCGAGGCGGAUCUACCUCCGGGCCUCGCCUGUCUCAAAAAUGUCGACACCCUGCUUCGGUGUCCUAUAUGCUUUGAUUUCCUCAACAUUUCAAUGAUGACAAAAUGCUCUCACAACUUUUGCUCAUUGUGCAUCAGAAAAUUUCUUUGCUACAAGUUACAGUGUCCGGUUUGCUAUGCACAAGCGACAGAACAAGAUCUAAGUAACAACCGUAUAUUGGACGACCUGGUCGUAAACUUUCAAGCUGCAAGGCAACAGUUGUCAAAAGCCAAUUUUGACUCUCCUCCAAUCUCGCCAAAGACCCCGGCUUCAGCUGUCAAAUGCAAGCCAGCCAGAGAGAGAGGCCAGAAGUCAAACAGCAACGUUCUUAGUCAUUUUUUCCAAAAGAAGCCCAAAACAUUGGCUGCAACAGAAACCCAAGGAGAUGCUUCCACCUCUCUGUGUGUCGAACAGGGGAAAAUGAAGACCACACGCACUCACGCCAACCUACAUUCAGCUUCUGCUCCGAUUCCAGUGUCUGUGAAAGACGAGCCGAUGGACGUGGAGGAGGCGUCUGUCCACGUUCUGGUGUCGGUCAAACAGGAGGACACAUUCUCGCACAGUGUCAGCACCAGGGUUGAGAUGCCACAUUCCUCGUCACCGCCAAACGAUGCAAAGCCCGUAAUUAAAGUGGAGUGCCCUGUUUGUUCUGUCGGCGUGUCCCAGCAGUUUAUCAACAAGCAUCUGGACACGUGUCUUAGCAGUGGAGAGAAGAAGGAAAGCUUGAGGAGCUCUCUUGGCAAUGUGAGGCGUCCAAUGAGCAAGCUGGUCUACAACCUGCUCUCCAUGCAGGAGCUGAAGAGGAGGCUGAAGGAGAGCCACCUCUCCAUGCAGGGCUCUCGAGACCAGCUGAUCAAACGACACAAGGACUUCGUCCACAUAUACAACGCUCAGUGUGAUGCCCUGAACCCCCAAUCAGCUGAAGAUAUUGCCAAAGAGGUGGAGACCAACGAGAAGAUGAGGAACCAACUGAAGGGAAAAACCAAACCUGUCAUGGUUUUCACAAAGAAUCACAGUGAGAAGGAAAUUGAUGACAUGCAUUCAAAUUACAGGAAGCAGCACAGCAGCGACUUUUCCCGCCUCAUUGCCCAGGUGCGGGGUCGCCUAGAAACCACGAGGCCGACUCACAUCAAACAGGAAGUCAUUGCGGUUGAAGAGGAUGAGGAACAGACGCUCUCUCCAGAUCAAGUUGCGGGAUCAAGGAACAGCUUAGUGGUGAAGGCAGAAGACAGAGGCGGUGACGAGGAGCCAUCAGCAAGAGGGAUUGAGUUACCACCCAGCCCCACUCUCAGUGACGUGUCCGUCAGCAGUUCUAUUUCUGACAUCUUUGGCCCGGAGCCUGUCACAAACCAUGAAGCUGCAGGGUGCACCCCAGUCCAGAAGCGAAAGUCCAACUCCAGAGGAGACGAUGCAGCUUCGUUACCCAUUCUGGGAAAACGGCGGCGUAAAAAGUAAAGAGGGAUGAAGGAAGAAGUGGAAGAGAAACCAACGUAAUCGUUAUCACUACAAAUAUUCCUUUGACUGACUGAAUGAUAUCAUCAAAUAUUUUUUUGUUGAUUCCCCAUUUGCAUUUCUUUUUUUGGGGAAUUGCACUGUUCACUUGUAUCAUGGGAUGAAUAAAUAUGCAGUAUUUUAAUA
Limanda limanda (common dab) is the source of this 1758-nucleotide messenger RNA. RefSeq names its product RAD18 E3 ubiquitin protein ligase (gene rad18). The transcript is spliced from 13 exons. Gene Ontology annotation, molecular function: single-stranded DNA binding; ubiquitin protein ligase activity. The coding region runs from base 70 to 1575 and encodes 501 amino acids. Lineage: Eukaryota; Metazoa; Chordata; Actinopteri; Pleuronectiformes; Pleuronectidae. The record is from RefSeq and is a predicted model, not a curated record. Gene Ontology annotation, biological process: DNA damage tolerance; protein monoubiquitination. Gene Ontology annotation, cellular component: nucleus; Rad6-Rad18 complex.